Molecule: messenger RNA, 1336 nt
Organism: Morus notabilis
Lineage: Eukaryota; Viridiplantae; Streptophyta; Magnoliopsida; Rosales; Moraceae
Exons: 1
Coding region: 399-1085 (228 amino acids)
Source: RefSeq, a predicted model, not a curated record
UUCAUUUCUAAUCCUUUUUCUUCUUUUUAAAAAAAAAAAAAUUUAAUUACACACCCACCACCACCACCCCAACUUUUUCCCAUCUCUGUCGCUCUCCUUGUCCCCAUCUUUUUCCCAUCACCCAAACAAAUCUCAAAUUUUCUAUUAUCUUAGCAAAUCUAAUCUUUACAUAUUGUCCACUAUAUAACCCCCAACCCCUCCGACCCACUUCCUCACUCAUACUUUAUACCACCCCUUUCUCUCUCUUCACACAAUCCUUAAUCUCUCUCUCUCUCUCCCUCUCUCCUUUAAGGACAUAAUCCUUGCCUUUGGAUUUUUUCUGUCCCCUUUGAAACUAAGCAAAUCACGAUUUUUCUCUUUCCUCUCAUUGGCUCUCUCUCUCUCUCUCUCCCCCCCUAAUGGACAAUUGUGAUAUUAACAAGAAGCGAGUCCGCGACGCCGACUUGGAAGCCAACUCGGCCGAGUCAAAGCGAGUCCGAGUCGUCUCGGAAGAGUCGGUCGCUGUCGUUGUGCCGUCGGAUUCGCAACUCGUUCGAGUUGACUCGGUCAACUCGGAUAUAAACUCGGUCGAGUCUGUUCUUGACUCGUCCGAGGCCGGGCUUCUCCAAGACGACCUACUCAGCAUCCUCGACGAGUCGGAGUCACCGGUGAUUCAAGGCCUUGAUUCAGUUAUUAGAAGCUUCGAGGAAGAGAUUUCCCAGCCGGUGCCGGAAAUGCAGGUGACGUCGGAUUCCGGCCAGUCUCAACCGGAGCUGGGUUACCUUCUCGAAGCUUCGGACGACGAGCUGGGCCUCCCGCCGACGGCCGUAGAUUUCGAAGAGGCGAAGAUCGAGGCCGUUGUUUUUGAGAGUUCAUCAGACGGCGUCGUUUUGGAUGGGAAUAGCGGAAUGCUUCUGUUUGAAGAUGAGAUUCCGAGUUACGACUCGUUCGAGUUCGGAAUCGGCGCUGAGUUGGACGGCCGAAGCGGCGAUUUUGGCGGUGAGUACGUGGCGUUGGGUGGUUUGUUCGAUGGCUGGGAUGGGAGUUAUGAAAACGGUGCUGUGUCGGAGGUUUCGUGGCGGACGGAAUCUUUGCGGGCUAUGUAGAAACGUUUCUACGCUAACCGGAUUUUGUAGGUGUAAGCUGGGACGUUUCGUGACAUGUAAUAGCUUUGUUUCUUUUUAGGGUAGGUUGUAUAAACUGGAAAAAGAAAAAAAAAAUUUGUGAAGUUAACUAUAACUGUUCGUUUCUUUCUUUUUUUUUUUUUUUUUUUCCUGAAAAUCUGAUGAGAAAAUGUUGAUUUCGGAAAACCAGAUACAAUUUAUGUAAUAAGAAAUUCAACCAUAUAAUGUCUUCU